Molecule: messenger RNA, 927 nt
Organism: Zasmidium cellare ATCC 36951
Lineage: Eukaryota; Fungi; Ascomycota; Dothideomycetes; Mycosphaerellales; Mycosphaerellaceae
Exons: 4
Coding region: 1-927 (308 amino acids)
Biological process (GO): regulation of transcription by RNA polymerase II; cell differentiation; anatomical structure morphogenesis
Molecular function (GO): RNA polymerase II cis-regulatory region sequence-specific DNA binding; DNA-binding transcription factor activity, RNA polymerase II-specific
Source: RefSeq, a predicted model, not a curated record
AUGGCUACUCAGAUCACUUUCACUCCAUUCGCUCCUGUCGAACAGGCCGUCGAGAGAUUUAGCAAGGCCGUCGAUGUCGCUGUUGCUGCGUGCGAGCGUGGCUUCCGUGGCAAGAUAGCUGUGUCAAUGUCCGACAUCACUGGCAUUGGUGGCGAUGCUCUUGGUUUGUUCAAGCGAACUAUCGACGAACGCGCUCUCACCCACUUCGCGCUCACCGCCGACCCAGAUGCAGACCUGGUCUGCAUCGAGCCAGGUGCGGUCCACGCAAGCAUGCCCAGCACCGAGGACGCUGCGAAGAAGACGAAGCGUCCAAAGAACCCCUUCGUGAUCUUCCGCCUCGACCAGCACGAGCUGAUCAAGAUCGAGUUCCCCGGGAUACAUAACAAUGACAUCUCCAAGAUCGCUGGCCAGCGGUGGCGCAAUGCCAGCCCAGAAGUCAAAGCCGAGUACGCGAAGAGAGCUGAGGAAGAGAAGCGCCAGCAUGCGAUCGACCAUCCGGGCUACAAGUACCAGCCACGCAAGCCAUCCGAGAAGAAGAAGCGCAUGACCAAGAACAAGCUGGCCAAGCUUGCUGCGCAGUCCAGCAGCACCGACGCUACCACGAAUGCGACCCCUCUCCCAGCCCAACAGAACGGGCAGACCACCGUCAGCACCGUCAUGCCGCCUCACCAGAACAACACUUCACAGCUCACCACCCACAAUGCCGACCCACUCGCCACCUUCAAUGCCGCCCAGGACGUGUCGUUCCUCGCUCCCACCACCAACGAGCAGUCUUUCACGGUAGAUUACCUCGCUGAGCAGCUUCGCCAAGACGAGUUGGCUGGGGAGGCUUCCCCUGAGGGGUUUGUGGAUGUCGGCACGUUUUUUGACUUGGAGGGGUUUGGGGUUGACUUGACUCCUGUGCUCGAGUACGUGAGAGAGGCUUGA